This is a messenger RNA of Zalophus californianus (California sea lion), 2125 nucleotides long. It is a transcript of the gene EVA1A, whose product is annotated as eva-1 homolog A, regulator of programmed cell death. Lineage: Eukaryota; Metazoa; Chordata; Mammalia; Carnivora; Otariidae. The transcript has 5 exons. The record is from RefSeq and is a predicted model, not a curated record. Bases 1 to 1062 code for a protein of 353 amino acids.
AUGGAUGCUGGCAAGAGCCUGGAGAUCUGCUUUCAAAUCUGGACUCGUCCCAGCAGGGGGAAAAGGCGAGAGCUCCGGGACAGGGUGGAGACAGCCGAUGGGGAACCUUCCGGGGCCCUGGAGAGAGUCGGAAGCGCGCGGAGGCAGGCAGGAGUUGGGGAGCGGGAACUAACUUGGCGUGGAGGGAGGCGCCGCACGCCGCAGCCGUUCAGGUUUCGCGUCUUUCCAGCGCCCACAUGGGCCGCGGGCUUGGGGAAGGGGGCGGGGGAGAGGGAGGCGCCGAGGCCAGGACCCCGCGCCGGCCCCGGCGGCUCCUCCACUGGGAUUUCUCUCCAAGGCGUCAGCGCCCGCCCAAGUCCCAGGCGCCGCUUUGCCGCUUCCUCCCCGCGGCGAUCGGCUCCCGGUCCCCCGGCUCGGCCCGGCGCGCCCCGAGCACAGCCCCCGGAAGUGCGCGCCGGCGGCCCCGGCGAAGCCUACGGGACACCUUGCAGCUUCCGGUCGGUGACCAUUUUUAAGGCCCAUAGGACUGGCUCUACUCUGCUGUCUGCAAGGCCCAGUCCUCAGGAGCCUGAGAAGCCAACUGGGGCCAACCAAGUUUCAGAACCUCUACUGCUUGGCACCAACAUCACCAGGGAUGAACUGUUUUUGCCAGAUAAUCCUCUGUUCCUGACAGCACAUCCCUCCCCAGAAAAUCCCGAGCGAGCAGCUCUGUACUUUGUCUCCGGCGUGUGCAUCGGGCUGGUGCUCACCCUGGCUGCCUUGGUGAUGAGAAUCUCUUGCCACACGGACUGCCGGCAGCGUCCCCGGAAGAAGUUCCUGCAGGACCGAGAGAACAGCAGCGACAGCAGCGACAGCGAGGAUGGCAGCUCAGACACGGCGUCUGACAUCUCGGUCAGGAGGCACCGCCGCUUCGAAAGGACUUUGAACAAGAACGUGUUCACCUCGGCCGAGGAGCUGGAGCGUGCCCAGCGGCUGGAGGAGCGGGAGCGCAUCAUCAGGGAGAUCUGGAUGAAUGGCCAGCCCGAGGUUCCCGGGACCAGGAGCUUGAACCGCUACUACUAGCGGCGGGAGCCCAAGCCCAAGCCCGUGCCGCAGGAAGUCCUCGGCAAGGGCCAGGGGCCGCAGGGAGGGUGGGCACAGAGCUGAACACAGUUCUGCUGCAGUCCUGGGGUCAGAGAUAAGCAGGGCACGCCCAUUUUCUAGCCAGGAGGACUGAGCUUUCCUUUUCGACUAAAUUUAUGGAGAAGUAGAAAAACCAAGUCAGUUCAUCAAUCUUUGCAGGUCGUAGAAUGGUGCUGAAAAACCCUCCCCAGCAAUCUGGAUGGAGAUUAGAGAAACGGGACUGUGGUUUCUCUUGAUUUCUGAGGAUCUCAGAAGUUUCUGCAGACUUCAUUGCUAUGUGUUACUCCUUUACAAAAGGAAGAUUAGCAUGGCAUGAAGGCUAGGAAUAGCAGGGUGAACUUAACCCAGUAAAUGCAAUUUUCUAAAUGACCCCAUGCUAUGGAGGUGACUCUCAUCCAGAUAGCAUGAUUUAUGAUUAUUAUUUAAGGCUGAUUUUUAAAAAUCUUGUGUUGCAAUGGCAACCUUGUCCAUUUUAACUGGCACCUCAGGGAUUAAAAUCCUAUUUUUUAGUAUAGUUCCCACCUCAUUCAUGAAAAUGGGUAGAAUUACUGUAUUAUGGGAGAUGUGUCAGUGAGCUAGAAAUAUCAAUAACCUCAAAGGAUGAAGGGUUUUAUUUUAAAUAGUUUAUAAAAUAUAUAUUAACAUGCAUAUUUGAAGAUGGUGCAUAAGAAUAAAAGCUGUGUUUUCCCCCUUUUUGGAGAGAAGAAAUUUUGUUAUGACUCUAGAUAAUUAUGAUUUUAAACAUUUUGUUAAAAAAAAAGUUUGGAUUUCCAGGAAAAGAAUGGGAAUAGGAGAUGAGAAAUAAAGCCAAAAUUAGGAUGAGAUUAAAAAAAAAUGCUACAUUCUUUUUUGUGUUUCAUGUCCGUCUCUGUUGUAAUGCUUACUUUAAAUGGCAGCCCUUUUACAGAGGUGGCUAUGGUCUUUUGCCAAGCCCUUUCAACAACUGGAGAAUUGGGAGAAAUGGAGAAACUGGAGAAUAAAGAAAUGGCCGCUGUGUGACUAA